AUGCUUUGUAAGCCCUUCUGUUUUUUUUUUUUUUCUUCUGUUGUGGGAAUACCUCUUCCCUUUCCAGAAUGGCUAUCGGAGCUCACUGGGCUUUCAAACUGGCCGGGUGUGGAUCCCCCAUAUAUCCCGUUGGAUUUCGUGGAUUUCUCGGUGAUCCCCGGGGAACUGGAAAGUUGGGUUCACACCCAAGGAAGCUGCCAGUCCAUUGAAAAUACCGCCGAUGUAUGCUCUUUCGACUGCUGGGCUUGCGCCACCGAAGAGGAUGUUGUGACUUGCCCUGUUCUUAGCCAAACGUUCGAUGACGGGCCUUCCCCCUUCACUUUGGAUUUAAUCGAUAAGCUCGAGACACCUGUGACAUUCUUUACCAUCGGGAUCAACGUGGUAAGAUUUCCACAUGUGUACAGAAAAACAGCCAACAAAGGCCAUAUCAUGGCCUCUCAUACCUGGUCGCACAAGUUUCUCCCCUCUCUCACAAAUGAAGAGAUCAUUGCUCAAAUCGAGUGGUCGGUCUGGGCCAUGAAUGCAACCCAGCACCAUCUUCCCAAAUGGUUCAGGCCACCUUACGGUGGCAUUGAUAACAGAAUCAGAAGUAUUCUUCACCAUUUUGGGAUGCAGGCCGUGCUUUGGGACUUCGACUCGCUUGAUUGGGCUUUGGCUGCCGGUCAAGGUAAAGAGACUGAAGAAGAGCUUCAUGAAAGAUUACUUGACUUCUCAGAGAAGCGCAACAACAAGGGCUUAAUCUUAGAGCACGACAGCUUCGAGAAAACUGUCAACAUCGGCAAGGGUCUUUAUGAGCUUGUGGGCAGUGAUCAGUUGACCGUACCUCAAUGUGUAGAGGGCAUUGACUACAUCAAGACUUGGGAUAGUGACUGUGAAUCGUGCCUGGUCUAA
Molecule: messenger RNA, 891 nt
Organism: Metschnikowia bicuspidata var. bicuspidata NRRL YB-4993
Lineage: Eukaryota; Fungi; Ascomycota; Pichiomycetes; Serinales; Metschnikowiaceae
Gene: CDA2
Product: chitin deacetylase
Exons: 2
Coding region: 1-891 (296 amino acids)
Biological process (GO): ascospore wall assembly; carbohydrate metabolic process
Cellular component (GO): prospore membrane
Molecular function (GO): chitin deacetylase activity
Source: RefSeq, a predicted model, not a curated record